This is a messenger RNA of Mesocricetus auratus (golden hamster), 5434 nucleotides long. Its product is annotated as zinc finger protein 445. The coding region runs from base 769 to 3753 and encodes 994 amino acids. Gene Ontology annotation, biological process: regulation of DNA-templated transcription. Lineage: Eukaryota; Metazoa; Chordata; Mammalia; Rodentia; Cricetidae. The record is from RefSeq and is a predicted model, not a curated record. Gene Ontology annotation, molecular function: RNA polymerase II cis-regulatory region sequence-specific DNA binding; DNA-binding transcription factor activity, RNA polymerase II-specific. The transcript has 8 exons.
CACUCACCCCCAGCCUAAGCAAGGACCGCGAGCCGAGCCACCAAGGCAGCCCGGGGCGGAUCUGGGCAGAGAGCAGCUGAGAUGGCAUUCCUCCGGCUUUCCUAGAGAGUCGUCUCCCCGCCCCAGAAGGCACACUUCCGCCGCCCUAGAGAGGCCACGGCGAAGUGGACCCAGAAGUGCACCCAGCCGGGCACCACCGCCAUCCGGGGAGUAACGUGAAGGUUCCGGCGUCCGUUGCAUUUCGUGGCAUCGGAGUUGCUGGAGAGGGAGAGGGACAAACGAUGGAAACGAACUGACGGGGGAACCCCAUUUUGCUUCUAGCUUGACUCCAUUUUGUGAGUUUCCACUUAACUGCUCUCCAACCGGGCUGAGUUUCGUUCCCAACCAGACAGACGUCCAGCGCCAGGAAGUCAUUGUUCUAAUCUCAGCUAAGCUUUGGAGACCUGUGUUGUAGAAACUCUGAAACUUCUGCCUCCGGUUCUGCCCCUGGUGUAAUGCAGUUGGGGUGGGUCUUCGGCUUCCGGAGGCGCUACCUACACUGCCUCUCUCGGGUGGAGGAUCUGGCUGUGAUAGACCCACUGGCCUCGGACUCCUAGAAAUCCUCCUGUUUUUUGCUUCCUGAGUGCUGGGAUUAAAGUGACUUCUGAUGACCUAGCAAAUAGCAUUGUGCACUGCUGUGCUGAGAAGAUACUCCCAGGGAUACAGCAGUGAUUCAGUCAAAGCAGCAGACUUGUUUUGUGUUUAUCUGGGUGACCCUGGACAAGAGUGAUGCCUCCAGGCAGGUGUUAUGCUGCCCGCUCAGCUCAGGCUUCAAGGAAACAAGCACACCUUCGUACGGUAAAGAAGGAAGAGGAGGAUGAUGCCUAUACUUUGGUGCGGACUUCCAGGCCACAGACACUUAACCGCCCUGGCCAGGAGCUAUUCCGUCAGCUCUUUAGGCAGCUUCGCUACCAUGAGUCUUCUGGGCCCCUAGAAACUCUGAGCCGGCUCCAGGAGCUCUGCCGCUGGUGGAUGAGGCCUGACGUUCUUUCCAAAGCACAGAUGCUGGAGCUGCUGGUACUGGAGCAGUUCCUGAGCAUCCUGCCUGGAGAACUCCGGACAUGGGUGCAGCUCCAUUGCCCUGAGAGUGGUGCAGAGGUUGUGGCUCUGCUGGAAGAGUUGCAGAGGGAUCAUCAUGGAAUACCACUGAAGGACCCAUGCCUUGCUCAGAACCCUGAUGUGCAUUGGAUAGGCACUGGAGCUCUGCAGUCUGCACAGAUAUGGUCCCCGCGCAAGAACAAUUCUGCUCUAGAGGACCAUUUGGAGCCUCCACAUAAAAUAGGAGUUUGUAACUUCCUGCAUGGACCAUAUGAUUCUCCUACUGUCUCACUGCCUACCCAUUUCCAGACAGAAGAGAGCACAGGAUACCAGGAAGCUUUGACUUUCCAGGAUGUGGAGGUGAUCUUCUCUCAGGAAGAGUGGAGACUCUUAGGCGCAGCUCAGCGCAAUCUUUAUCGGGAUGUUAUGCUGGAGAAUUACAGGAAUGUGGUUUCUGUUGUGGGGUCGUCUCCCAAACCUGCUCUGAUUUCCUGGUUGGAAGCAAGGAAGCCAUUGGCCGUGAAUAUCUGCACAGCUCAGCCUAAGACGGAUUCAGGAACUGCCCCUGAAGGAGGUAAACUCCAAAUUAAGUCACACAAGUUCGUCUUGAAGCAGGACCCUACAGAAUACACAGAAAGCUUUACUGUGCCAUCAGUAUGUCCUGAGGCAAGUGUUUCUGAGGGAACAGGGGUCAUAGAAUCUUCUGAAGAGAAAAAUGGGCUACAGAAGCCCUGUGGAAGCCCCAUACGAGUGAAAGAGAUGAAGGAAGGAACUGACCUCAGGAACAAGACAGGAAGAGACUCUGAAGUAUUGGGCAGCAGUGAUACUAUUGAUGUAAAACACGUUAAGUGUGUGAGUGUUUCUAAGAAAAAGCAAUCCUUUAAACAUGGCCGUGAUAGACGCUUCAGAAAAAGAUCACGCCAUUAUAACAGGAGACGUGGACUCAGAGAUACAGUUGAGAGAUUUGGUGUCUACCAGAGUAUUCAUAUGAGACUAAAAGAGAACGAAAAGGACACAGGUAAGAAGAACUUCAUCCUUCGUUCUCAUCACCAACAGGACCAGAGUAGUGUUCAUACUGUGAGGAUCUAUAGGUGCCAUGACUGUGGGAAGACCUUUGGUAAACGCUCCCAUCUUGAAGACCAUCGGAGGUGCCAUUUUGAACAGAAACUGUUUAAAUGCAGGGUGUGUGAGAAAGCCUUCAAGUGGCGUUCAAACUGUGUGCGGCAUGAGAAAAUUCACUCUGGAGUGAAGCCUUACAAAUGCGGUACAUGUGAGAAAACAUUCCAACGUCUGUCAGCCUGCCGUAUACACCAGGAAACCCAUUCUAAAAAGAAAUUUGAAUCCAGUCAGUCCAAAGAAGCUCUCACCAGCAGCGUGGAUCCCAAUCAUUUGCCAGACAAGGGUGAGGAGAAACACUUGGACUGCAGGCAUUGUGGGAAAUCCUUCAGCUGUAAGUCCUAUGUUCUUGAACACCAAAGGAUCCACACACAGGAGAAACCUUAUAAAUGUAACAGAUGUAGGAAAACCUUUCGGUGGCAGUCAAACUUUUCUCGUCAUAAGAGAUUGCACCUGAAACAAGAGUUCUGUAAGCAAGAGAAGGGUCGAGAAGACUCCAAGCAGAAUAGUAAUCAGUCUCAGCAUUGUGGGAAAACUUUUACUGAAAAGAAAUCACUCAUUGAGCGCCAGAGGAUUCACACAGGGGAGAAGCCAUACCAAUGUAGUGAGUGUGGGAAAGCAUUUACCUAUAGGUCAUCUUAUAUUAUUCAUAUGAAGAAACAUGCUACCCAAAGACAACCUGCUGGCCAGAGCACAGCGUCUCACAUCCCUCAGAGCAGUCUCGAUACAGAAGAGCCUCACGAAUGCCAGUCCUGUGGCAAAAUGUUCCGAAUUCACUCAUUCCUUGUCGUUCAUCAGAGAAUUCACACCAGAGAGAAGCCCUAUAAGUGCAGUGAGUGUGGAAAAGCCUUCCGGUGGAGCUCCAACCUCUCCCGACACGAGAGGCAACACACUUUGCAGCAGCAGUAUGAGUACCAUGAAAGUAAAGAGACUUCAAAUUCAGAAUCAGAACUCCUCACUGGUAAGAAGCUCUUUUGGUGUCUUGAAUGUGGGAAAAGCUUUACACGUAAAAGAAGCCUUUUAGAUCAUAAGGGAAUACACAGUGGAGAGAAACGCUUUAAGUGCAACCUGUGUGAAAAAUCUUUUGAUAGAAACUAUCGUCUUGUUAAUCAUCAGAGGAUCCAUGCUACAGAGAGGCCUUUUCAGUCUCAGUGGCACGAUAAAGAUCUCGUUGGGAUACAUGUCCGUUCUGUUGACCAGAGAAGACACAGCAGAGUACUGCAGUUGGAACGCAGCCUGCAUUCAGAUAAUUCUGGCUUAUCUUCCUGUCAGAAUGCAAGAUUAAAUAUUCAGGAAUUAAAACUGAGUGGAAAGAAGCCCCAUAAAGAGUGUGAGAACCCUUCUGACAAGAGCUCUAGGUUCAUUGCACUCCAGAAUGUACCCACUAAGAGGGGCUGCCACAAAUGUAAUAUUUGUGGGAAAACAUUUGGCAAACAUUCACAUCUCAUUAGCCACAGGAGAUUUCACACCAGAGAGAGGCCCUUCAAAUGCAAAGUGUGUGGGAAGACCUUCAGAUGGUCUUCCAAUUUGGCUCGCCAUAUGAAAAACCAUGUCAAUUAGCCUGGGGUCUCUGGUGACAGUGUGGGAUGGGGCAUAGUUCCUGGUUACAUUUCUAGAGAACUUGUAGGCACUGGAGAAAACCUUUGCAAAGGUCUAGUCCCGUCUGUUUUGGGGGUUCUUGGUGCGGAACCUUUAAAAGCUCAGGGACUCCUCAGUCUACCUGUUAACAAGUGGUGCUGGAGAUCACUGCCCUCUGGGGCCUUGUAGAUGUCAUGGCCCCUCGUAGCCCAGUACUGACAGCCAGGACUCCCUGUGUAGCUCUUGCUGGGACUGGAAAGUGUGUCUCUGUGGCCUAGUAAGGUGUGUCUGCUCUGUCCUGACUUCUGCAUGUACCAGACACACACAUGGUUCACAGACAUACAUGCAAGCAAACUACUCGUAAGAAAUAGCAUUCGAAAAAUAGUAUGAGCACUGAAAGUCUUUAUUUUACAACUGCCUCUCUGAAGAUAUCUAGUUCUGCCAAGUCAGGGGUGGAGCUUUAUUUUAAGUGAGCCUUGACCAGACAAGUUGGGGAUACUUUUAAAACAGGCCUUGAGUCAAGCACUAGAUGAAAGUCAUACUCAAAAGUACACGACUGCUGGGUAGCACAGACCUCUGUCGACAUGGUCUUUCCACUGCCUGAGGAGCCAAAGCUGUGGAUGGGGAGACGGAUGGGCUGAGACCGUCUUGGAGGCGUGGGUGUCAGAUGAUCUCUUGUUCACCUGAUCAGUGUGGUCAGUUCCAUCCUAACUGAAGAUUGUCAGACCAAUGUGCAGAGAAGAAACCAUAUGGGCUGUCUAGCAAUCUCUUACAAAAGUUACUUUUUGAAAGCUCAAGUGUGAAAUGGGUGAAGCAACUGUGAUUCAGACUCCUUUGUAAGUGGAAAUUAAGACAGAUUGCCAGGCUACUUGGGAAGUAUUGAGAAAUUGUGAGUUUACCCAUUGAGUCCCUUCUAGGAUUGAUGUGAAGAGUGAUGGGUGUGAGUCAGCGCGCUGCAGCACGGUUUAGAUGGGGGACUGGCGGAAUCCUAUUUACCAUCAGCAGGACCGUGCAGAAGCUGUUUGUUUGGUGCUUCGGAAAGAAUAUGAAACUUGGUGUGUGGGUACAUACCUGUAAUCCUGUUGUGGGGUGCUGAUGCAAGAGGACCAAAAGUUCAAAGCCACUGGAGGAUAAAGAACAAGACCCUGUCUGAAAACAAUGACUGUAGAAGAGUAAUAUCCUCCAAUUCAGAAAACUACACUAAGAGUUGCAGAAGUUAUAUGUAAUAUACUGCUUAUAUGACUCUUAAGCAUAUUGGAAGUGGGCACAUCACUUUGGUCUGGGUUUCAUUAGUUAAGCGGGAUGGAGUACUAACCUCAUAGGGUGGUGGUGGGGCAGUAUUGAAAUGCAUGUAUAACGUUGAGACUAGUGUCUGUUGUGUAAACAUUCCUGCUGUAUAAUAGUUAAUAUAAUAGCAAAGUUUUCUGUGGAUUCAAAAGACAUGAAAUAAGAGUGUAAAAUUAUGAAAUGGAAUGAUAUGUACUAAGCAUUGCUCCGUUGUCUUUGGGUAUGAGGUGAAAUCAGUAUGAAUACAUGGGGCUUCACUUGUGUUUCUAAAGAUUGAUACAAACACAUCCUAAAGUUAUGAUUUAACAGGAUUACUAUGUUGGAUUCUUUCAACUGCUAAAGUAUAUGAAAAUAAAAAGUUAACGGUGGCCUCUGA